Molecule: messenger RNA, 2047 nt
Organism: Acipenser ruthenus (sterlet)
Lineage: Eukaryota; Metazoa; Chordata; Actinopteri; Acipenseriformes; Acipenseridae
Exons: 3
Coding region: 1138-1632 (164 amino acids)
Source: RefSeq, a predicted model, not a curated record
GACAAAAAAAUGUCGAGUCCGUGUUUUCUGGCGCUACGUUUGCCCUGUGCGUGACCCGAGCCCCUCUGUCAUCGAGAGGAAAGGGGAGCCGUUUAUCAAACAGUGACAGAUUUAUGAGAAUGGAAGCAAGUUGAGAAAUUCUUCAAAUCGCGACCGCGGCUUUAAAUCUCAGAGGGAGCGCAGGAGAGAGAGAAAGAGAGACCGCUAUUUCAGCUUGCUGAAAUAGAGGCAAGACUUCACGUCAAACCGUUUCACAGGAGAAGCAGCCUACAGUGAAAAGUCUUUGUGUGUAUCUGUUCGUUUAAACUUUAAAACAUAUUCUCAAACCAGAGAAGAAACGGAGUCACGGAAAGGUUCCGGCUAGCGUGCUGGCUAAACCUGCUGACAGACAGACAGACAGACGGGGCUUCAGUCUACAGCACGGUCUGACAGACAGACAGACAGACAAACAGACAGACAGACAGACAGACAGACAGACGGGGCUUCAGUCUACAGCACGGUCUGACAGACAGACAGACAGACGGGGCUUCAGUCUACAGCACGGUCUGACUGACAGACAGACAGACGGGGCUUCAGUCUACAGCACGGUCUGACAGACAGACAGACAGACGGGGCUACAGUCUACAGCACGGUCUGACAGACAGACAGACAGACAGACGGGGCUACAGUCUACAGCACGGUCUGACAGACAGACAGACAGACGGGGCUACAGUCUACAGCACGGUCUGACAGACAGACAGACAGACGGGGCUACAGUCUACAGCACGGUCUGACAGACAGACAGACAGACGGGGCUACAGUCUACAGCACGGUCUGACAGACAGACAGACAGACGGGGCUACAGUCUACAGCACGGUCUGACAGACAGACAGACAGACGGGGCUACAGUCUACAGCACGGUCUGACAGACAGACAGACAGACGGGGCUACAGUCUACAGCACGGUCUGACAGACAGACAGACGGGGCUUCAGUCUACAGCACGGUCUGACAGACAGACAGACGACAGACAGACAGGCGGAAAGGUAGCAGCGAAUUUAUAUUCGGGGGUGCAGAUUUUUAAAAAGUUUGUGAGUCUGAGGAUAGCUACUGCAGGACCAGCUCACAAGAGGCACAGACAGACAGACAGACAGACAAGCAUGCAGCGCUCCGAGCUGUGCGUGCCGGUGCCACUGUGUGUGCCGUUGCCCCUGGAGCUGCUGUGCCCAGACCUGGCAUUCCCUUUUCUGGAUCUGACGCUAACCGAUCUGGGCGUGGAUCUGGCCAGCGUGAGGGAGAGGGUGGUCUGGGCAGACAGCAAGCGAACCCGGCGCCGCACCGCCUCGGGGAAGGUCCGGGAGAGGGAGGCUCUGGUUCUGGAGGUGCGGGUCACAGCGCAGAGGCCCGGACCGGGAGGGCAGACCCAGGAGAUCCUGUAUGGAACGGAGACCCACAGUGAACGCCGGUACUGCAAGACUAUGAUGGAGGUGCACCCCUGGAUUAAGAGCGAAGGAGAGAAGCAGGAAGAGAAGCCAGAGUUCCAGUUUUCACAGAGCCUGCAGUUGAGAUGGUUUUUGCUGUCGACACAGAGACACGCCCAAAGUGGCAGAAAACUGAAGAGAAACACGAUGUUUAAAAAGAAGAUCUGGAUAUAAAUCUGUUCAGUCGCCCCUCCUUUCCCUGUCUCUUAUUGUGCAAGACUGCUUUCUCACUAAUAUGUGCUUUGACAAUAUUGUAUGCAAAUUGGAGCAGCAGUGUGGAGUAGUGGUUAGGGCUCUGGACUCUUGACCAGAGGGUCGUGGGUUCAAUCCCAGGUGGGGGGGGACACUGCUGCUGUACCCUUGAGCAAGGUACUUUACCUAGAUUGCUCCAGUAAAAACCCAACUGUAUAAAUGGGGAAUUGUAUGUAAAAAUAAUGCGAUAUCUUGUAACAAUUGUAAGUCGCCCUUGAUAAGGGUGUCUGCUAAGAAAUAAAUAAUAAUAAUAAUAAUAAUAAUAAUAAUAAUAAAUUGCUGUAUGUAAUACAGUUCCUCUUCCUUCAUAUUAUUAAUAAAUCUAUUUGGUUUAACA